Molecule: messenger RNA, 387 nt
Organism: Peronospora farinosa
Lineage: Eukaryota; Oomycota; Peronosporomycetes; Peronosporales; Peronosporaceae
Source: the annotation of a GenBank genome assembly
AUGGUAGCCAAAGAUGCCGUGAUCCUUGUUGCCAAGACUAGUCUUUACGUCGCUCUCCACUGCAAUAUCUGCAUCAAUAUCGGCGGCCUCACUCCGGUACAGCAGUGCGACUUCGACCUCCUCAUUAACGAGGAAUCCUCAUCUCUGGUGACAUUCAAUACAAUCUCGAUACACAUGAUGAGCAAUAGUGGUGCCAAAAAGAACAAGAAGACCACGUUCACAGACGAAGAUGAGGACUUUGUGGAUCAAAACAAUGGAGACAAUACUGGUGAUGCCCUUGACUCGUUCCAGCUCAGUCUGGAAGAAGAAGAAGAAGACGGUCAAGACGAGAAACAAUCCAUAAGCAAGACAAGCAGUCGGACAGGUACCAAGCGGAUUAGAUUCUAG